GAUGUAGCGAGGGGCUGAGCGGGCGGCGGCCCCGGCUGCGUCAGAGAUGUGUAAACACCGCCGCGGUGCCCGCCGCUAUUUAAGGGGCCGAGGCUGAAUCUCCCCUGACUUCCCUGCCUGGGCACACACGGGACUCGCUACUCCCAACUCGAGUCGGACCUUGGGAAACCGCAGCGGAAAGCAAUGUACAGAGGUAUUUGCAUCUGUGUGUUCCUGGCUGUGCUCUCGGUGAGCUGUUUCGGACAGCAAACCAUGGGCUCGCACAAUGGGAAUCCCCUGGCUGCUGAGCUUGAGCAGAGCUUGACAGAACAUCACCGGCAUAUCCGCGCCCCUUCGUCCACUGGGCCGCUAAAAUCCAUGGCACGGCUGGAUGGAAGCAUCGACCAAAGAGCCAACAUUGGUGCCUUGCUGGCCAAGUAUCUCCAGCAAGCCAGAAAAGGUUCCCCUGGAAGACUCUCAGUUAUGGGAAACAGGGUACAGAGCAUUGAUCCUACUCACAGGAUAAAUGACAGAGACUACAUGGGCUGGAUGGAUUUUGGACGCCGCAGUGCUGAAGAAUAUGAGUACUCUUCCUGAAGAACGGCAAACUAUAGUAACAGAAAAUCACACUCCCAUGUCUGUACAGAAAGAGAGAAAUCAAUUUGUUGUCCUCUUCAAAUCAGUGUUUUAAAAUAUUUAAAAUCAUGUAUCUGAUGUAAAUUUUUCUGUAAGACUAUUCAAUGCAAUAUAUACAUAUGCAGAAUUUUCCAGAAAAUGUUUUCUUUCUUUUGUGGUUUCUCAUACAUUGAUACUAUAUUAAAAUGAUUUCACUUAUCCCUUCUUGUCCUG
Messenger RNA from Neopelma chrysocephalum (saffron-crested tyrant-manakin), 828 nucleotides. It is a transcript of the gene CCK, whose product is annotated as cholecystokinin. The transcript has 3 exons. Gene Ontology annotation, cellular component: extracellular region; axon. NCBI's taxonomy places the organism in Eukaryota, Metazoa, Chordata, Aves, Passeriformes, Pipridae. The record is from RefSeq and is a predicted model, not a curated record. Gene Ontology annotation, molecular function: neuropeptide hormone activity. Gene Ontology annotation, biological process: digestion. Bases 184 to 576 code for a protein of 130 amino acids.